CGAAAUUGCGUCCUAUUCUGAACAGUUUGAUCUGAGUUCUACCGAUUUGUUAAGUGUGUUGGCUACUUUGGACUUUUAUGCUCUAGUUCACUUUCAUUUCAUAGAGUAUCACCAUGUCGGUGGCGUUUGCAGCUCACAGGCAGCGUGGGAAGGGUGAUAUAACACCCGCCGGAAUACAAAAGUUACUUGACGAGAACAACCAGCUGAUCCAGUGUAUAAUGGACUUCCAGAGUAAAGGCAAAACAGCAGAAUGUUCACAGUAUCAGCAGAUGCUGCACAGAAAUUUAGUGUACCUGGCGACGAUAGCAGACUCCAAUCAGAACAUGCAGUCUCUCCUCCCUGCUCCACCCACUCAAAACAUGCCAAUGGGCCCUGGUGGGAUGAACCAAAGUGGACCCCCCCCUCAGCCUCCUCACGGUCACAACAUGCCCUCUGAGGGUAUGGUCAGUGGUGGCCCCCCAGCCCCACACAUGCAGAACCAGAUGAAUGGACAGAUGCCUGGUCCUAAUCACAUGCCCAUGCAAGGUCCUGGUCCAGGCCCCAACCAGCCCCCAAACAUGCCCAGUGGCUCUAUGAAUAUGCCCCCCAGCAGCCAUGGCUCGAUGGGUGGUUACAAUCAUACCGUCCCUUCUUCCCAGGGCAUGCCAGCUCAGAGCCAAAUGAACAUGACCCAGGGCCAGCCCAUGGGAAACUAUGGGCCUCGGCCAAACAUGAACAUGCAGCCCAAUCAAGGCCCCAUGAUGCACCAGCAGCCUCCCUCCCAGCAGUAUAACAUGCCUCCUGGUGGUGCUGGACAGCACUACCAAGGACAGCAGAACCCAAUGGGCAUGAUGGGCCAGGUCAACCAAGGGAACCAUGUCAUGGGGCAGAGGCCAAUGCCCCCUUACAGACCCCCACAGCAAGGACCCCCUCAGCAGUACCCAGGGCAGGAAGACUACUAUGGGGACCAGUACAGUCACGCAGGACAGGGAGCCUCAGAAGGUAAUGCCCAGUAUGGCCAACAGCAGGAAGCAUACCAGCAAGGCCCUCCCCAGCAACAGGGCUACCCUCCUCAACAGCAGUACCCAGGUCAACAGGGCUACCCACCUCAGCAGCAGGGCUACGGUCCCUCCCAGAGUGCCCCAGGACAGUAUCCUAACUAUCCUCAGGGGCAGGGACAGCAGUAUGGGGCCUAUCGCCCUCCUCAACCUGGACCCCCACAGGGCCAACAGCAACGCCCCUACGGCUAUGACCAGGGCCAGUAUGGAAAUUACCAGCAAUGAGAGAUGGUCACAGCAACCCACACAGCUCUGCUCUGUUCUCUGUCUGAGCUUUGACCUCUGGUCAACUGCUAAGCAGACUUAAAUGAUGGUUGUAGCACGCUGAGAUUCUCUCAGACAUGAACAUACAACACUCAAAAAUACAAGAUCCCCCCCCUCUGUUUGGGCUCUUAUCCUCGCCUAUAAAAUGUAUUCUGUUUAUCAUGUACAUUGACUUGAUAAUGUCAAAGUCCAUGACUCACCCUCUGGUCCAGUAUGUCUCAAAGCAGCAAUGCCUUAAAAUGGAACUGCCUUAUCCUUUAGCAUUGCAGAUUGUUAAACAGGCUAACAAAAUUUUGGAUAUCAGAGAUGAUUUAAAUGUACAGUUUCAAUCUACUGUGGUGCAUUGUUUCUCUAUCCCUCAGCUCCUUGUUCAUAAGAAGCAAUAAUGCCAGCAGUAGGGAAAUGUGUGGGGGCUUGAAAUAAUGCACCAGACGAACUUCCCGCUAGGCCAUGGUACAUGUCUUGAUGUAUGUGAUGAUGUAAAAAUAUAUUUUAUGCUUUUUAGAUCAAGCUAACUUUGUAUGAGACAUUGGAAACUAGUACUAAAGCUGUGUUGUUUAUUUCAUGAAGUGUAUGUGUCAAUGUUUUUUUAUGAUCUUUAAUGAUGAUCCUAUCCAGCGCAUUUUGUUUUUUAUUUCUUUGUUGUGUUGACUUGUAUAACUAUUCAAUUGGAUCUGCUACUUCAGUGACAUGGACUCUGUAUGAAUUUUUGUGUAAAAAUAGAAAAUGAAUUGGCAUGCACAGAAAUUCCUUGAAGGACAAAUACAAACAGCAUAUCUGGAAUUAGAAAAUCAUGUUUAAUGUCUGAAAACGCAUGAAACAAUUGCUGUAUUCUGUGUUGAGCUUUGUAUUUAAGUCAGUGAAAAAUAUAUAUCAGAUUUGGAUAUGAAUAAGUUUUUUUUUAACCACAUUACUUGACAUAAUAAUGCUCAUUGGCCUUUGACAUUUGUGCCCAAAGAGGUGAUAUGUAGCAGAUGCCACUGCAAAUUGUAAGUGAAUGCUCUCUAGAGCCUUUUUUUUUUCUUCUAUACAAGCACCUCAGUCUUGUCCAUUGACUGCAAAUUAGUAAAUGGGAAAGAUCAGACUUGGUAUAAUACGUAUUUCUGACAAGUACUUUGUUUUGUUAGUCUUGACAAUGCUGGAAUUCCCUUUUCCCUUUGAAUAAACGUCUAAGUUGAUGUCAUUCAAAUAGUGUUGUGUGUGUGAAUAAUAAAGUUACUGUCAAAUAUGUAACAUAAGAUGUGAAAAUAAUGUUCUGAAAUGGAUUCCUUAAUUUCACAGUAAAGACUGGUUGUGCAGUUUUAUAUCACUGGCUUGAUAUCCGUUUUAUGGUGCAUACUUUAUUGAUCCCAUAUGUACAGCGGCAUAAAGAAGAGGAAUUCAUUGUCCUCGGAUAUUGUUUAUAUGGCUGUUUUAAUAUUUUGCAUUCUGCACCCCCAUCCAAGUGGUCACAUUUGUGUCAUGGCAAUGUAUAACUGUAAAUUACAAUAAAUUGGAAGAAUCUUUAA
Dicentrarchus labrax (European seabass) is the source of this 2809-nucleotide messenger RNA. RefSeq names its product SS18 subunit of BAF chromatin remodeling complex (gene ss18). The record is from RefSeq and is a predicted model, not a curated record. Bases 114 to 1262 code for a protein of 382 amino acids. Gene Ontology annotation, biological process: positive regulation of transcription by RNA polymerase II. NCBI's taxonomy places the organism in Eukaryota, Metazoa, Chordata, Actinopteri, Moronidae. The transcript is spliced from 10 exons. Gene Ontology annotation, molecular function: transcription coactivator activity. Gene Ontology annotation, cellular component: nucleus.